CCUAAUCAGGAUGAGAAAGAAAUAAAUUCGAGAUUUAACAAUACAAGCUGACGAAUUGAAUUGGGUUUCAGUGGUUCUCUUCUACAUGGCCAAUCUGCCUCAGAAUCUAUCGAUUAACGCCGUUUCCUUCGGUGGAGGUCCGGCCUCCCCCUCCCCCUCCGCUGUUGGACUUCAUCCCAUCAAGGAACGCAAAAUGCAAUCCGCUGAGCAGCUUGUGCUCGAUCUCAGUAACCCCGAUCUCCGUGAAAAUGCUCUUCUCGAAUUAUCCAAGAAGAGAGAACUAUUUCAAGAUCUCGCCCCAUUACUAUGGAAUUCAUUUGGUACUAUUGCCGCACUGUUGCAGGAAAUUGUUUCCAUCUACCCUGUUUUGUCACCCCCAAACUUGACCCCGGCACAAUCAAAUAGGGUUUGUAAUGCACUUGCACUUCUUCAGUGUGUGGCCUCUCAUCCAGACACCAGAAUGUUUUUUCUCAAUGCCCAUAUUCCUCUCUAUUUGUAUCCGUUUCUUAAUACGACCAGCAAAUCAAGGCCUUUUGAAUAUCUUAGGCUUACUAGCUUAGGUGUCAUUGGUGCCCUUGUGAAGGUGGAUGACAGUGAUGUUAUCAAUUUUCUGCUAUCCACGGAAAUAAUUCCUCUUUGCCUGCGCACAAUGGAGAUGGGUAGUGAACUCUCAAAAACAGUUGCAACAUUCAUAGUGCAAAAGAUCCUUUUAGAUGAUAUGGGUUUGGAUUAUAUAUGUACUACCGCUGAGCGGUUCUUUGCUGUGGGUCGGGUGCUGGCGAAUAUGGUGACAGCCCUUGCUGAGCAGCCUUCUUCUAGAUUGCUGAAGCAUAUUAUCCGUUGCUACCUUCGUUUGUCUGAUAAUCCAAGAGCCUGUGAUGCACUCAGAAGUUGCCUACCUGAUCUGCUUAGGGAUGCCGCUCCCUUCAGUAGUUGCCUCAGAGAGGACCCAACUACCCGAAGGUGGCUACAACAGUUACUUCACAACGUGCAAAUUCCCCGGGUUCCUCUACAGGCAGGGGGAGGUUUUGAUCAUAUGCUGAUGAACUGAAUUAACAGGAUUCUAUGUCAUGAUCAGGGAUGAAUCCUUAAUUUAUGGUCAAGAGCGCAAAGCAUUUUUCAUUAUGAUAGUACUCUAUAUGUUAUUUAUUUAAAAUUAAUAAUAUAAAUUUAUUUUUAAUAGCAUAUAUCAGGACAUUUAAUAGGCUUGGGACCGGUUCGGUUUCUAGGCAAAAUAUAUGGAACCGUUUGAAAAUAUGAAAUUUUACUAACGGCUUGGUUCUUAUAAAUUAUUUUGUAGAACUGAUAAGGAACUGAAUCGUCAUAAUGGUUCGG
This is a messenger RNA of Cuscuta epithymum, 1335 nucleotides long. The record is from the annotation of a GenBank genome assembly. Lineage: Eukaryota; Viridiplantae; Streptophyta; Magnoliopsida; Solanales; Convolvulaceae.